UCUCCACCCCCGGGGACAGCUGACUGCACUUACAAUGCCUGACACCAAGCCAGACAGCCAAGUGCUCCAGGUCUUUUCCUUGCAGUUACUCGAAUCCGUCUAGUUCGUUUAUUACUUGGGGACUGACUGCAGGCGUCUUCUCCCACCCCCAUCAGCACCUCCCCUGCCCACUCAGACUAUAAGUGUGGUUCAGAAAAGAAAGGAAAGCUGUCCCACAGACCAAGGGCUACAGGAAAGAACCCGCCUCUUGUAAUUUACUUUUUUAAAAAGAACAAAAACAAAAAAAAAGCUACGAGAGCUAAAGUCUUCCCCCACACCCUUCUCCUCCCCCUUUCCCUUCCUUCCCCUCCUCCUCCAUCUUCUUUGAGCUGCUGAGAUUCUCCUACGUCCAGCCUCUACGCUGAUCCGGAGGAGAAAAGAGCUGUUCUCUGGAAGAUGGCGAGAAGGAGCCGCCACCGCUUUCUCCUCCUGCUGCUGAGCUACCUGGGGGUAGCCCUGGGCUAUCACAAUGCAUAUGGAUUCUCUACCCCAAGAAACAAUCAAGUUGUUACAGCAAUAGAGUUUCAAGCAAUUUUAUCCUGUAAGUACCAAAAGAAAACAUCUCCUUCAAGAUUGGAAUGGAAGAAACUUGGACCCAGUGUUUCCUUUGUUUAUUAUCAGCAAGCUUUUCAAGGUGAUUUUAAGGAUAGAGCUGAGAUGCUCAAUUUCAGCAUCAGAAUUAAAAAUGUGACUAGAAAUGAUGCUGGACAGUAUCGCUGUGAAGUUAGUGUACCAUCUGACCAAGGUCAAAACCUUGAAGAGGAUAUUAUUACUCUGGAAGUAUUAGUGGCACCUGGUGUUCCAUUAUGUGAAGUCCCCAGCUCAGCUCUGAGUGGAACCGUAGUGGAACUGAAAUGUCAAGAUAAAGAAGGUUUUCCAGCUCCUGAGUAUACUUGGUUCAAGAACGGUGUUCAUUUACUAGAAAAUCCCAAAGGUGGCCACAAAAUCGCCAACAUCUCUUACACAAUGAAUAGGAAAACUGGAACUCUGCAAUUUAACAGUGUUUCAAAACUUGACACUGGAGAGUAUUUUUGUGAAGCCCGCAAUUCAGUUGGAUAUCACAAAUGUCCUGGGAAGCAAAUGCAAGUCGAUGACCUCAAUAUAAAUGGUAUCUUAGGAGCUGUAGUAACUGUGGCCUUAUUGAUUUUACUUUGCGGCCUUGGAGCUUGCUAUGCUCAGAAAAAAGGUUACUUUGCAAAAGAAAACUCCUUUCAGAAGAACAAUUCAAACUCUAAAGCUGCUAAAAUGAAUGAAUGUGAUUUCAAGCACACAAAGUCCUUUGUAAUUUAGAAGACUUCUUACUUUGAGAUAUACCUAAACCACUGUUUGUAAAAACAAAUUAUUAAAAACGAUAUUAAAAACUGUGCUUUGUCUUACAUUUAACAAAAGCUACAUAAUGAAAUCAGAAAGAUAAUUUUUGGUAAAAUUUUAUUGUGACCGCUAUAGUAUUUGAAAUACAACAUUUUAAAGAAAUAGUCUUAAGCACUUCAUGUAAUGAAUUUUUUGUUGUUGUUUGGAGUUCUUGUGCCUUACUUGUAAGUUACCAGUAUCACAAUGUCCUUGUAUGUAUGUAUUUUUGAAUUUCUUUCUACUAUUUCUGUCCUAUUUGGCAGCUUAGGUAUCUUCUCACAGCUACUGCUAUUUCUGAAAGAAAACAUUUAAAUAGCUUACACUGAAAUCCAAACUGUCCUUACUGCACAAGAAAAUGCCAGCCUAAUAUACCUUCUUUGUAGGCACUCAGAUGGGGGUAGUUCAGAACACACUUUGAAAUAAAGGGUUUAUUUGAACAUAUAACUACCAAAAUCCUGUUUUUCUAUCCCAAGACAAACCUUGUUCACCUAUAUGAGGGAAUUCAUAUAGAAGUAUAUUUGCAUAAAUUCCAUACAUUUUGUUUUUGUUUCUCUACUUCAUAACAAAAAAGAAAAGCAAGGAAAUUCAGGAAAGCAAGAGUGGAUGUUGUGUACGAUACCCUUUACGUGUCUUGAAGCCAGAAAGACAAUUGUUAAGAUAUAUCUGCUUUCAAUCACAAUUCUAGCACUUAACAAUUGACUGACUCUGGGUAAGUCUUUGUGAUCCUCAGUUUUCCUAUCUCUCAGUAUGGGGAUAAUAAUAUCUGUAUCAUUUACUUCAUAGGGUUGUUGUUGUAAAGAUCAAAUGAGAUGAUAUUUGUAAGGUACUUUACAAAACUUAAAGUGUUAUAUGUGUCAGCUAUAACAAUGAUGACAAUGACAAUAACAAUUCCUCUUCUUUCUCUUCCUUUUAAUACAUUCAAAGGUUAGAAACUUUGAACUAGGCAAGGAAGGCAGUUAUCUAGGGCAAAAUUUGUUUCAAGCAAUACUUUUAUUAUUACUGUUUUAAAAUGCACAUGUUCAUAGUGCCAAAGCAUUCUAUUCUUCAUGGCAAAUUUAUUUUGAGAAGUCAUAUGGUAUAGUGAAGAAUAGCAGUGUUUCCCAACCUAUGGGUUAAAAAGCCCACAAGAGGGGUAGCUAGGUGGCACAGUGGAUAAGGCACUGGCCCUGGAUUCAGGAGGACCUGAGUUCAAAUACAGCCUCAGACAUGUGACACUUACUAGCUGUGUGACCCUGGGCAAGUCACUUAACCCUCAUUGCCCCCCCCCAAAAGCCCACAAGAGUAGCAGAGUUAUUAUAAGGGAUCCAUCUCAUUUAAAUGACUUGUUAUAAUUAAUAAGCAAACAUAUCUUCUGUUGGCUGAAUAAAUGGCAAAUAUAUAUAUAUAUAUUUUAAAAGAUUCUUACUGAUAUAUUUUGUUUUUGCAUCACCUAUAUUUCCUCAUGUAUCCCUCCUCCCACACAUAACCAACCUUUAUAACAAUUUUUCUAAGAGGAAGAUGAAAAAAUGUCAUCAAAACCAAUCAAUGCAUAAAAAAGUUUCACACUUUCUACCCACAAUUCUGUAAAAGAGCUGGGGCACAGUAUCCCCUCUUAUCUCUUCUUUGUGGUCAGCCUUGUUUUUAAUAAUUUCACAACAUUCAGUUUUGAUUAUGUUGUGAUUCUUAUUGUUUCCAUCAUUAUAAUCAUUGCUUAUACUGUUUUCCAGGCUCUGCUUUCUUCACUUUACAUCAAUCCAUAUGUCUUUCCAUGUUUCUUUUAGUCAUCAUUUUGUCAUUCCAUAAUAUUCUAUAACAUGUAUAGCCAUUCCUCGAUCAAUGGGCAAUUACUUUGUUUCAAAUCUUUGUGAUAAAAAAAAUGCUACUAUAGAUAUUUUAUUGUAUAUGAAAUCUUUAUUUUUUUUUUGAACAAUGGCCUCCUUUUGGUAGAUGCCUAGCAAUGGAAUUUCUAGGUUAAAGAACAUGGAUACUUUGGUCACUUUUUGGGGGCAUAAUUCCAAAUUGUUUUCCAGAAUGGGUGUGUUAUUACACAGUUCCACCAGCAUUGCAUUGCCUGUCUUUCCCCAACCAUAUUGACCAUUCCUAUCUUUUAUCAUCUUUGAUAUUUUGCUGGGUGUGAGAUAAAACCUAAGGGUUAUUUUGAUGUGCAUUGCUCUUACUAUUAGUGAUUUGAAACAUUCUUUCAUGUGGUUGUUAAUUGUUUGCAAUUCUUCUUUAGACAAUUGUUUCUUCAUAUCCUUUGACCAUUUUCUCUAUUGAGAAAUGAGUUUUGGACAUGUAUUCUUAUUAUGUGAUACAAAUUUUUUCCCCAUUGAUCGCUUUCCUUUUUAACCUAGAUGUAUUAAUUUUUUCUAUGUAAAAGAUUUACAAUUUUAUGUAAUUAUAAUAGCCUCUUUUACCUUUUGUAAUUAUCUUUAUCCUCUAUUUGAUUAAGAAUUCACCCCCAAAGUCAUGAAAAGUAAAUGUUUCUUUUCCAAAAUUUUUAGGGUGCUAUCAUUAAUUUUCAGAUCACACAACUAAUUUGAAUUUGUUGUGGAAUAGGACAUUAGAUGUUGGUCUAAACCUAAUUUCUGCCAAAUAGCUUGCUAAUUUUCCCAGCAGUUCUUAUUGUAUAAGGAAUCGCUUCCUAAGUAAUGUAUGUUUUCAGGUUUAUUGAACCCUGUAUUACUGAGUUCAAUGGUUUCUUAUUCUUCUUCAUCCAGCCUUUCCUAUCAAUUUAUUUUCCAUUUUAAAACUACUACCAAAUGUAUUUGAUGAUUACUACUUGAUUGAUAGUUUAAGCACUGGGAGUGCUAGUCUUCCUUCAUUCUUACCUUUUCCAUCAUUUCUCUUUAUACUAUAGGCCUUUUGUUCCUCCAGAUGAAUUUUAUUAAUUUGUCUAGCUCUAGAAAGGACCCUCUUGGAAAUUUGACUGGUGGAACACUCAAUUUGGAAAUUAGCUUUAUUAGCAUUAUGAUUUUUCUUCUGUUGCCAUAAUCUAGCUAUGACCACUGGAUAUUCCUCUAGGUAUUUAAUUUCUUUAUUUCUUUAAAUAACAUUUAAAAAAUGAAUCUAUGUAGGUAUUGGGUGUGCUUUGUUAGACUGAUUCCCAAA
Messenger RNA from Dromiciops gliroides (monito del monte), 4479 nucleotides. RefSeq names its product junctional adhesion molecule 2 (gene JAM2). The transcript has 10 exons. Gene Ontology annotation, cellular component: cell surface; tight junction; protein complex involved in cell adhesion. Gene Ontology annotation, biological process: leukocyte tethering or rolling. NCBI's taxonomy places the organism in Eukaryota, Metazoa, Chordata, Mammalia, Microbiotheria, Microbiotheriidae. Bases 436 to 1329 code for a protein of 297 amino acids. The record is from RefSeq and is a predicted model, not a curated record.